UGAACUUUAGUUCGCUAUUUAAUAAUUUCACACCGAUGUACCAGAAAAAAGAUCAUUUGAGCAAACAAAUGAUUCACAAUAAUUGUUCUACGAUAUUUUUUUCAAUCAAUAAGUCUUUUGCCCUAUGAUGGUCAUAUGCGUCUUGGAUCGGCACUUAUGUUCAAAUCCCAUGGUGAAUAUGCUUUAAUCCGAUUACACAAAAGAUUGGUUUCACAAGUGACUUGCAUAAUUUUUCAAUGAAUAAUGUUCGCAGCUCAAUAGGAAUAGUAAAGUAACCGAAUGCAGACAGACGAAAUUUAAACCGGUACUUGAAACGUAUAAUAUCACUAAUACUCCCAAAUCUAAAAUCAGAUAAGACGGUAACGUGAAAAAUAUAUCACAGCCGGAAAUCCGAUUGAAAUUAGUCCCCCACCAAUAAAGGAUUUAACCUAUCCGAUUGCGAUUUAAAAAUAACGUGCCCCUCUUGUUUGCCCGAGUGAAUUGGAAAUAUAAGCUUCGGAGGAAUAAUAUUCCAAGUAAUCGUUUUCGCGGAAGCUUCGAUCUGCUAUUUUAAUAUUUUUAAAAAGCCAGCUGAAAUGGCUUGGUGAUGCUUUUUCACACACCAUGUGGUUCGAUAAAAUAAUGUCUACAAUCCAUUGAUGAAUCAUUGAUAAUUCGUUUGUGUGUGAGUUAUUCCUAGGCCACGUAGGUAUGGCAAAUUCUAAAUUGCUAAACACGCCAGCGUUAAAACUAUCGUUACUCGUUGUUAAUGACUUUUAUUAUAUGGUCCCCAUUGGUGUUAAAUUUUUGUUUCAGUUUUUCCAAUUUUCCACAUGUCAUUUUUGUACAGUUUCCAAACAAAUUCACUGUUCUGGUGUUGCGAUGUCUAAGCGAUUGCGGUUUUAUGGGUUUAUCGGUUUCGGAUCGCUGUGUUUUGUGUUCUUAUUCUUCGAUCAAAGAUACGGAAGCCCAGAGACGAUGAAAGAUCAAAUACAACGGUUAUCAAAAACGGGGAAGUUCUGGGAGAAAACAGGUGAAAUCGAUGAUUCACUUGCUACAUUGAGUGAAAUACAGCAGGUCAUCGAUCAACAAAGAAGAAUCAUUCACGAUGAGAUUAUACAUUACCAAUAUCCUAACGGAAGAUAUAAUAUAAGUGCCAGUGAACUUGAAGACCUGGUGAUGGAAAAUAAUGGAAAUCCGAUCAGGAGUGUCAUUGUAUCAACCUGGCGUAGUGGAAGUACAUUUCUUGGGGAUAUUCUUGCCGCGCAUCCAGGGCUCUUUUAUCACUAUGAGCCGCUUUCGGAUUUUGACAUUGUUCAAAUCAGAGGUCCCCCACUCGCCAGCCAAGCUUUGACUAAUAUCAAGGCGCUGCUUAACUGCGAAUACGCGGACUUGGAUCACUAUGUAGAAUAUGUGAAGAAUCAAUCUUGGAUUUUCAGGCUUAAUCCGCCUCUGUGGACGCAAUGCCAAGCUCACCAGAGCAUCUGCUACAAUCACAGAUUUCUUAGCGGAAUGUGUAAACUUUUUCCAUUCCAAUCAAUGAAACUUGUCCGCCUGAGGUUACGUGUUGCACAAGAGCUUCUUGCCGACAAAAAAUUGGCUGUGAGAUUGAUACUUUUGAUAAGGGAUCCCCGUGGAACUCUUCAGUCGAGAAGACAUACUACUUUUUGCCAGGCAAGUCCGGACUGUUCAGAUGCAGGUUUACUUUGCGCGGACUUGACAUCAGAUUAUAACGCCGCUGUGGAGCUGCAAAUGAAAUAUCCCUCUCGAUUUAGAGUGUUACGAUAUGAAGAUCUGACCGCAGAGCCGUAUAAACAUGUGAAAGAACUUUUCCAAUUUUAUGGACUCGAUUUUCAUCCAAACGUUAAAAAAUAUCUAGAUACUCAUACGAAAAGUGACGUUGGUAAUGCAUACAGUACAUACCGAAAUUCAAAGACCGCUCCCUUUCAUUGGAGAACGGAUUUAGAAUUUGAAGAAGUUGAAGAAAUUCAACGAAAUUGCUUUGUCGCAAUGAAACGCUGGGGAUACGUGCCAGCAUUGAACAUUUCUCAUCAAAAAGAAUUCAAUCCAGUAACAGCUUACACAAUAUAAUUAUAAUAUAAUAUGUCGAAGUAUUUUACGAUAUAGAAAUGCUAUUUCGAGUUCAACAUACAUUCCAACCAACAAAUAUAGGCUUAGCUCAUUCCUCCAUGUAAAAUAAAUUAACUCGUGUUUCAUACAUUACUUGGGUAUUUGCAAGUACGGUUUGGCAAUUUACAUGCUGUAUAUAGACAGAAGUUAAAUUACAGGAGGUUAAUGAAGUGCAUUUUACUUUCAAUUCACUGUGAAAAUUUCUGAGAUGUUUGACCACAAAAUUGUGCACUUCCUUGUUUAUCAAACUUAUCGUUAAAUGAGUUACCCAAUUCUUUUCUCAGGUUGAUCUAGCUGAUGACAAAUUGAAGGCAUGCGUGCAUUCAUUGUUGUCAAGUUGUUAAAUAUUACCUACCAGUAUUUUUUUAGAGUAUUACGUAUUUAAUUUACGGUAAAACCGCAAUACGUAAUUUUAUACUAAUCUGUAUAUAUUCCUACGUUGGAUGUAACGAAAAAUUAGUGGUAAAAUUACUUCUACUAAAUUUAAAAACAUUAUUGUGCAUGAUUAUUCUUGUAUAAUUCAUGAAGAGAUUGAUAGCCAGUUAUUCAUAAUUAACAUGAUGGCCAGCAAAGUAAUAAUAAUCUUGCAAUAGCGAUUAGUUGCAAAGAAAAUUAUAAAAAAUGGUUAUGCCUCACCUACAUUAAAUAUAAAGUUAUUGGCGUAUUGCAACUUUCUAGAUACAUGGGGUGCCAAUCGUGAUGAGUGAUACGCGAGUAUUGAUAAGAUAUCGUACAAGUAAAUGUAAUCGAAAAGUAAUGUGUGCAUUUAUUACAGAUCUGUUCAAAUGAUGAAUAUCAAUUGCCUUCACUUAUAACGGUAGUAUUUUUUCAGAGUUCUUCGUAUUGUACGCCUAAUAAUAUCACCCAUAAAUUAAAACUUGUGUGUGCUUCGUCGAUAAAUGCAGUAUAGAAUACAAACUACGAAACCGUGUUUUUUCAACAGCAAUCUAUAAAUUAUCACUU
Neodiprion virginianus is the source of this 3072-nucleotide messenger RNA. Its product is annotated as carbohydrate sulfotransferase 5-like. Lineage: Eukaryota; Metazoa; Arthropoda; Insecta; Hymenoptera; Diprionidae. Gene Ontology annotation, molecular function: N-acetylglucosamine 6-O-sulfotransferase activity. The record is from RefSeq and is a predicted model, not a curated record. The coding region runs from base 691 to 2070 and encodes 459 amino acids. Gene Ontology annotation, biological process: sulfur compound metabolic process; N-acetylglucosamine metabolic process. The transcript is spliced from 6 exons.